AUGGAGCACCGCCGCCUUGUCCACGGAGCUGCGCCUCCCUUGACCUCCGUGGAGAGAUUCUUGUACGGCCAAAAGAAUGAUACCUUGUAUCCCAAGAAACAAGAUUGUUCUAGAGACCGACACCCAGCGAUCAUGAAGAAGACAAAGGCGAUUGAGACCAAAAACGACAACAAAGAGAACCUCACGUUUGGUCCGAGGAAGGAUAAACAUUUGGUCGCUAAUGGCGGAAUCUCUAUUGGGGACAUGGUCGCUAAAGAUGCAACCAGAGGUUAUCAUAACCCUACGAAGAAGCGACCAUUCAAGAAUCUUAUCAAAGGGCAAUGGACGGCUGAAGAAGACAGGAAGUUGAUAAGGUUAGUGAGGCAACUUGGGGAGAAGAAAUGGGCAAUGAUCUCGGAAAAACUUGAGGGAAGAGCAGGCAAACAAUGUCGUGAGAGAUGGCAUAAUCAUCUCCGUCCUGAUAUCAAGAAAGAUGGAUGGAGUGAAGAAGAAGAAAAGGUUCUUGUAGAAACACACAAAAGAAUUGGGAACAAGUGGGCAGAGAUCGCUAAACUCAUACCAGGACGCACCGAGAACUCUAUCAAGAAUCACUGGAAUGCGACUAAACGACGCCAAAACUCAAAACGCAAACAAAAGCGUCGUGAAGCAAACGGGGGUAACGACGAUAGCGAUCUCUCUCCAGCUGCUAAAAGGCCAUGCAUUCUCCAAGACUACAUCAAAAGCAUCGACAGUAAUGUCAAAAACAAGGCCAAUGACGAUAAUAAGAAUGAGAACUCCAUCAGUGUACUUACUACUCCAAAUCUUGAUCAGAUCUAUUCGGAUGGAGAUUCUACAUCAUCGGUCCUUGGUGAUCCAUAUGACGAAGAGUUAGUUUACCUACAAAACAUCUUUGCAAACCACCCGGUUUCUCUUGACAACAUUGGUUUAAACCAAACUUCUGACGAGGUAACCAUGAUCAAGAACCCUAACUCGCACAAAAGUGUGUGGACUCAUCAUCAGGAUCAAGCAAUGGCUGCCGUUCCUGAGAAUAAACCGCACCUUGCGUCUGAUGUCUACUUGUCUUAUUUGCUGAAUGGUACGGCGUCGUCCUACUCCUACCCGCAUUUUCCGUCUUCCUCAUCUUCCACGUCCUCCUCCACCGUAGAGCAGGGAGGCCAUAGCGAGUUGCUUGUGCCUCAGGAUAACUCUACAGGUGAAAGAAGAGAGAUGGAUUUGAUGGAGAUGCUCUCUGGUUCUAUUCAAGGUAGCAACAAGUGUUUCCCAUAG
Molecule: messenger RNA, 1266 nt
Organism: Raphanus sativus (radish)
Lineage: Eukaryota; Viridiplantae; Streptophyta; Magnoliopsida; Brassicales; Brassicaceae
Product: transcription factor MYB119
Exons: 3
Coding region: 1-1266 (421 amino acids)
Biological process (GO): regulation of DNA-templated transcription
Cellular component (GO): nucleus
Molecular function (GO): DNA-binding transcription factor activity, RNA polymerase II-specific; RNA polymerase II cis-regulatory region sequence-specific DNA binding
Source: RefSeq, a predicted model, not a curated record